Pseudoliparis swirei is the source of this 4381-nucleotide messenger RNA. Its product is annotated as dynactin subunit 1-like. Gene Ontology annotation, cellular component: axon; kinetochore; microtubule associated complex. The coding region runs from base 37 to 4020 and encodes 1327 amino acids. The record is from RefSeq and is a predicted model, not a curated record. NCBI's taxonomy places the organism in Eukaryota, Metazoa, Chordata, Actinopteri, Perciformes, Liparidae. The transcript is spliced from 32 exons. Gene Ontology annotation, biological process: establishment of mitotic spindle orientation; nuclear migration.
CGGGGGUGCGGGUGACUUUUUCUUUGCUCCGCCCCGAUGCGCGCAGACACGCCGGAAUCGGAGCUCUGCAGCGCGCGAGAAGGAGAGCGGAGAAGUGUUAACGCGACACGUAGAGACAGAAAUUACAUGUUGCUGACCAGCCCACUGAUCAGCAGGAUGAGCAACGCAGGAACAGUGGAGUCCUCCAAACCUCCAAAGAUCGGCUCCGUAGUGGAGGUGACGGGGAAGGGUCAGCGCGGUACUGUUGCCUACAUCGGUGCCACCCUCUUUGCCUCUGGGAAAUGGGUGGGCGUCAUACUGGAUGAUGCCAAGGGCAAGAAUGAUGGCACCGUGCAGGGGAAACGCUACUUCACCUGUGAGGAGAACCACGGGAUAUUUGUCCGACAGUCUCAGCUCCAGGUAGUGGAAGAUGGCUCCGGCGCCACCUCACCAGAUACUUCUGAAUCCGGCACCUCAAAGAUACCCAGACAGAGAGACAUUCCUGAGACUCCACGGACAUCCAAGCUGACACCUGCGAGCGUUAAGAAGUCCUCUACCCGUCGCUCUGCCAAGCUGAGUUCUCAAAGUCCUAACGGUCUGUCUGCACUGCGUCAGUGGAACACUCCAAGUCGUCUCACACCUGCCACCUCCCUCCCCUCCCUCUUGGGACGGCCCUCCGGUCGCUCCAGCCUCAUGGCGUCCCGUGAGAGCCUGACGUCCCCUCUGUCCGGUGAUGUCAGCGAAGCCAGCCCGCCCCCCAACCCGGGGGCGCUGGCGGCUCCUGUUGUACCUCAGCCCGGCGGGUCGCCUGCAGCAGUGGCGGCCCCGGUCCCGGCUCCUCUAAGCAAGGUGGAACUUGCCCUUUUCAAGCAGGACGAGGAGUCAAUGCGAGCUCAGGUCAAGGACCUGGAGGAGAAGCUGGAGACGCUGAAGAUGAAGCGGGCGGAGGACAAAGCCAAGCUGAAAGAGCUCGAGAAACACAAGAUCCAGCUGGAGCAGCUCCAGGAGUGGAAGACCAAAAUGCAGGAGCAGCAGGCGGAGCUGCAGAAACAACUCAAAGAGGCCAAGAAGGAUGCCCGCGAGGCACAGGAGUCCAAGGACCGCUACAUGGAGGAGAUGGCGGACACGGCGGACACCACAGAGAUGGCCACGCUGGACAAAGAGAUGGCCGAAGAGCGAGCAGAGUCCCUGCAGUUGGAGGGGGAGACGCUGAAGGAGAGAGUGGAGGAGCUCUCCAUGGACUUGGAGAUCCUUAGACAUGACAUUUCAGAGAAAGGCUCGGAUGGAGUCGCCUCAAGUUACCGCGUCAAACAGCUGGAGGAGCAGAACGGCCGCCUGAAGGAGGCCUUGGUUCGCAUGCGUGACCUGUCUAUGUCCGAGAAGCAGGAGCACGUGAAGCUGCAGAAGCAGAUGGAGAAGAAGAACACAGAGCUGGAGACUCUGAGGACUCAGAAGGAGAAACUCCAGGAGGACGUGAAGCAGGCGGAGGCCACCAUCGACGAGCUCAAGGAGCAGGUGGACGCUGCUCUGGGCUCAGAGGAGAUGGUGGAGACCCUGACGGAGAGGAACCUCGACCUGGAGGAGAAAGUCCGAGAGCUGAGAGAAACCGUCACUGAUUUGGAGGCCAUCAACGAGAUGAACGACGAGCUGCAGGAGAACGGCCGCGAGACGGAGAUGGAGCUGAGGGAGCAGGUGGAUCUGAGCGCAGCGACGGUCCGAGAGGCUGAAAAACGCGUGGAGGCGGCCCAGGAGACCGUCGCUGACUACCAGCAGACCAUCAACAAGUACAGAGAUCUGACCACCAGCCUCCAGGAGGCCAACAUGGAGCUGAUCAGCCAGCAGAACGUGAACGCCGAGGUUCAGCAGCCGCCCGCCGAACUGUUUGACUUCAAGAUUAAGUUUGCAGAGACCAAGGCGUACGCCAAGGCCAUUGAGAUGGAGCUGAGGAAGAUGGAGGUGACCCAGUCCAACAGACAGGUGUCCCUCCUCACCUCCUUCAUGCCGGACUCCUUCCACCGCCACGGCGGAGAUCACGACUGCAUCCUGGUGCUGCUGCUCAUCCCCAGGCUCAUCUGCAAAGCGGAGCUGAUCAGUAAACAGGCCCAGGAGAAGUUUGACUUGAAUGGGAACUUGGCCCCGGGAACCGGGCUGCGGGGGCCUCCAGGAGAGCAGCGCAGCUUUGCGUCCGGCCUGGUCUACUCCCUCAGCCUGCUGCAGGCCACGCUGCACAAAUAUGAACAGGCUCUGAAUAGCUGCAGCGUUGAGGUUUUUAAGCGCAUGGGUACCCUCUACACUGAGAUGAACUUCCACGAGCGCUCUCUGGAUUAUUUCAUCGACCUGCUGCACAAAGAUCAGCUGGAUGAGACGGUUCAGGUGGAGCCGCUGACCAAGGCCAUCAAGUACUAUCAGCAAUUGUACAGCAUCCACCUGGCCGACCACACUGAAGACUGCACCGUGCAGCUGGCCGACCACAUCAAGUUCACCCAAAAUGUCCUGGACUGCAUGGGCGUGGAGGUCGCCCGUCUGCGGGCCUUCAUGGCGGCGGGUCAGGAGAGCUCCGGCCUCGCCGUCCUUCUGAAGGACCUGGACACCUCCUGCUCCGACAUCAAACAGUUCUGUAAGAAGAUCCGCCGCCGCAUGCCUGGAACCGAUGUCGCCGGAGUACCCGCCGCUCUCAGCUUUGCACCACAGGUGUCGGAGUCGCUGACGGAGUGCCGGCGCCACCAGACCCGCGUGGUGGCGGUGCUGCAGGAAGUGGCUGCGGCGGGCGCUCAGAUGAUCGCCCCGCUGGCGGAGCAGGAGGGGCUCAACGCUCUGAAGCUGGAGGACGUCGCCUUCAAGGCGGUGGAGCAGGUGUACGGUUCUCAAGGCCUCAACGGCCCGGAGUGUCUGCGUCAGUCCUGCAGCUCCAUCAUCACCACCAUGAACAAGAUGGCCACCGCCAUGCAGGAGGGAGAGUACGACGCUGACAAGCCACAGGCCAAGAAUCAUCCGGUGGAGAAGAGAGCGUCCACCGUCAGGGCCGAGAUGACCGACGCCGAGGGUCUGGGGGUCAAACUGGAAGACAGAGAGGCCGUCGUCAAGGAGGUCAAGAAGUCGCUGAAGAUCAAGGGGGAGGAGCUGAGCGAGGCCAACGUCCGCCUGAGCCUGCUGGAGAAGAAGCUGGACACCUCCACCAAGGACGCCGACGAGCGGGUGGAGAAGAUCCAGACCAAACUGGACGAGAACCUCGCCCUGCUGAAGAAGAAAGAAAAGGAGUUUGAGGAGACGAUGGACGCCCUGCAAGCGGAUAUCGACCAGCUGGAGGCGGAGAAGGCGGAGCUUAAACAACGCAUCAAUAACCAAUCGAAGAUGACCAUCGAAGGCCUGAGAGCCACGCCCGCCUCCGGGAUAGCCUCCGUCGUUCAGGCGUCCUCAGGAGCCGGUGUCGCUCCAGCCCUGGCUGGACCGGUGCAGGUGGUGGACUCUCCUCUCCUGAGGCAGCAGGUCGAGGCCCAGAGGAUGGGCAUCAAACACCUCAAGAACGAAAACAACAGACUCAAGGCGGAGAAGAUGAGAGCCCAGCUGGCCUCCCUGCCGCCCCUCUGCCCCCCCAAACUACCAAAAGCCUCCAAGGACCCCUCCAUGCCACCGGAGGGACUCAACACCGGCAUCUACCGCAGGACCGACCAGCUGCUGGCCACCCUGCUCAAGCUGAGCUCAGAGGUCAAGGUGGUGGACAUCACAGGGAAGACGGCAGUGAGCGCCGGUGCACAGCUGCUGGAGCAGACGGCCCGGCUGCAGUACCUCAGCGACGCUCUGGACAAACUCAAGGGAGAAGUGGCCGAGCACGUCGUCUCCAGUCAGUCUGGGGCGAAGGCUUCCUCGGACUUUGCCACCUUCCCGGUGUCCUGUUUCGUGAAGGCCAAGGAGGAGAAGCAGGGCGGGACCGUGCUCGUAGGACGUGUGGCCAUCCCAUGCACUCGUGGACAGGAACAGGUGCAUCGCCUCGUCCUCUCCCAGCAGCAGCUGAAGGAAGUGCACCGCCUCCUCAUGACCUGAGGAGCCGACGUCAGCGCACGCCGGGCUUCUGCUCUCCUUCGAUUUCCAGCAUUCUCUUAUUUAUCUUUUUUGCUAUUCACUGUUCUCAGGAAAUGGUAUCCAGUCGUUUCAAAGUAACACCUCCAGCACUAACGAGGCAGAGCAGUGACUCCAUAUGGAUGUAAACAUGACGCUGUUGAGGGAACUAACUGAAUUUAGUCCAGUGUCACAUUUUGAAGGUGUUUUAACUGAAACUCUUUGGGAAUAGGAGAAAUCUAGCAACGUCACUUUACUGUACGCUCACCCGUUGAUGGUUUGUCUCGUAUCUUUUGUAUUUGUGAUAAUUCCAGACAAUAAAAGCAAUUCACUUUAGAGCAAGAAA